This is a messenger RNA of Candoia aspera, 2004 nucleotides long. RefSeq names its product family with sequence similarity 81 member A (gene FAM81A). Bases 84 to 1199 code for a protein of 371 amino acids. The record is from RefSeq and is a predicted model, not a curated record. The transcript has 9 exons. Lineage: Eukaryota; Metazoa; Chordata; Lepidosauria; Squamata; Candoiidae.
GGAGGAGCCUGCCCGAUGCUUAGGCAAAGGUCCAGGGCAGCCCUGCCCAGCCACCCCCAGGCAUAAAUCCGUGGAAAGAGAGGAUGGCACAGAGAAGCCCAAACUUCUCAACACUCGGCCCAACCGAAAGACGGAUCCGGAACUUCCCGCUGCACAGCCAGGCCCUGACGGCGGUUCCCCUGGGCUCGGCCCGCCUGGUGGACCAGCUAGAGGACCGGAUCCUCAGCCAUGAGAAGACCACGGCCGCUCUGGUGGAGCACGCCUUCCGCAUCAAGGAGGACAUCGUCUCCACACUGCACCGGAUGCAGAACAAGGGGGGCGGCGAUCGGCUGGCCAGACAGCUGCUGGAGGAGCACAUCCGCAAUAUCACUGCCAUCGUCCGGCAGCUGAACCGGGACAUCGAGGUUCUGCAGGAGCAAAUACGUGUCCGGGAUAACCUGAGUUACGGAACAAACUCGACCCUGAAGAGCCUGGAGAUGCGGCAGCUGUCUGGCCUGGGAGACCUUCGAGGGCGAGUGUCCAGAUGUGAUGCCGGCCUGGCCAGGGUGUCCGCAGAGCAUAAGGUCACCUACGAGAGACUUCAGAGCCUGAGUAAAGAGCAACAAGCCACGAAACUGAUCCUGGAGUCCAAAAUCAAAGAAACAGAACUACAAAUUUCUCAUCUUUUGAGCAGAAUUGAGCAAUCUGUGAUGCAACAAGAUGCUAAGCUCAAGCUGGCCUACAAAGAGAGCAACCAGCAGCUCCACCUUCUGGACACCAAAUUGCAGGAGGCCAUCGAUCACCUCACUGCCCAGAUCUCCUCUGCCCGUAGCGGGAUGGAGCAAGAGCAGCUGCGCUUUGAGAAGGAGUUCCUGGAGAAGAUAGACCGCCUCUCUGUGGCCAUCAAGGAGAAGAGUGAAAUGGACAGCAGAGCCCUGGAGAUGCAGCUGAGUGAGAUCCAUGAGAAGCUGGAGAAAAUGGAGGCUGUGCAGAAAUUUGCAGCCCAGGAGCAGGAGGCGAAGCAGGCCGAGGACAGGAUGAGCGUCCAGCUCAGCAAACUUCAGACCGAUUUCACCGAGGAUAUCAAAGAAGUCAAGGCAGAGGUCAGCGCUGGACUCACCACCAUCUAUGAGAGCAUUGGAUCUCUGCAGCAGGUCCUGGAAUCGAAAAUGAAGCUGGACAAGGAGGAGCUGCAGCAGCAGAUCGAGCAGAUGAAGUGAGGGGAGGGGAGCCUUGGAGAGCUUUCUGGGUCAGGAGGUCACCAGCAAAGUGUCCUCCUCCCUUUGCUCCAGGCUGGGAGGGAAACUCCCCACCUGGGCCAAGUGGCCGGUCCCGUUCCCUGGAGCUGGGUGGCCAUUCCCUGUAAAUAAGCAGCGCCAGGCGCGGCCAGCCAAACACAUCCUUGGAAAGGGAAGCCCUGCGAGGGCCAUGGCCGUGCCGUUCUGGAUCUCAGCUCCCUGGACUUUGGACACUUGCUUCCUUCAGUCGGGGCAAAGCCUCACAAUGCCAUAGAUUCCCACAUGCCAAAUAAUCCAACAACCUGGGCCAGGCGACGGGUCAGUGAAGGAGGCACUGGAACCCAACUUGCUUUGCUUGGAGCGGGACUGAAAUGGUUUGCAGCUUGUAAGUGGGUGCCAACCGAGGAGGGAAGGGGGCCAUCACCAGGAGCAUCCUCUGGGCCAGAUUUUUGCUGUCCGGCUGGUGGGUCCUGCAUAUUCAAUGACUCCUUUGGCUUUCACCAACAUACCUGCCACGCGUGAAGGUCUCAGGACAAGUUCCAAGAAUGUCCUGCCGGAAAGGCCUGUAGCUUUUGCCCGCUUGUGCUUCCACACGGUCUGCGAACUCCAUUCUGCUCCGCACCUCUCUCGACUCAUUCUCCCCAUUUCCUCCCUCCUUUUUGACCUCUCUGGACGCCUGCUCUCUGGGACCGCUCCUGCCCUGGCCCAUGUGCCCAUGGAAGGCCUCCUGCCCCCACCUUGUGGCUGCUGCUCCAACAGCCUCUCUCCUCUGGCUCCAGAACUUCUG